Messenger RNA from Nematostella vectensis (starlet sea anemone), 2720 nucleotides. RefSeq names its product NHL repeat-containing protein 2. Gene Ontology annotation, molecular function: protein binding. Bases 136 to 2307 code for a protein of 723 amino acids. The transcript is spliced from 10 exons. The record is from RefSeq and is a predicted model, not a curated record. NCBI's taxonomy places the organism in Eukaryota, Metazoa, Cnidaria, Anthozoa, Actiniaria, Edwardsiidae.
GAACGUGACCUCAGAUUGAAUGUUGGGUUUCCUGUGGUGCCAGGAUUUAGCGCCCGCGAUCUAUUUAAUUUUGUUUUUUGGAAUUUAUCGUUGUUUUGGUUCUUUUACUUUAUUUAAGCUUCUUUUAGUUAAGAUAUGGCUUUAACCAAACCAGGAUUUGCAAAGAAGGUGGAUGAAAUUAUCCUUACGCUAAAAAACUGUAACGCGGAAAAGGAGAUAGAACUUUCGGUCGCUAGGUAUAUCGAUUCUCUUCAAGAUGACCUGGCAAAAAUUCCAGAGUUCGACCCGGACAUCGAAUGGUUGAACUGCAAAAACUCUCUAUCAUUUCGCGAGCAACUAAGAGGGAAACUUUGCGUCUUGGACUUUUUUACUUAUUGUUGCAUAAACUGCAUGCACAUCCUGCCUGACUUGGAAGAGAUGGAAAGGAAAUUUAGCGAAAAAGAUGGUUUGGUUAUUGUUGGGGUUCACUCUGCGAAAUUUGAGAACGAGAGGUCGUCUGCUAACAUCCUGAGUGCAGUUAUAAGAUACGAUAUUCGGCAUGCUGUUGUCAACGACUCGGACGCGAAGAUGUGGCACACGUUGGGUGUGUCAUGCUGGCCAACGUUGGUGAUAGUUGGGCCAGGGGGGGAGUUGCUAUUAUCUCUUGUUGGGGAGGGUCAUAAGCAGACAUUGCUUCGAUUUGUGGAUGCCGCUCUGAAGUAUUACAAGUCUUCAGGCCAAAUAAGUGACCAUGAAAUAGGACUGUCUCUAGCAAAAGAGAGUAUUCCCAAAUCUAAGCUGCUAUACCCUGGAAAAGUCUGCCUGGAUGGUUCAGGAAGAAGGCUCGUGAUUGCUGAUACUGGUCACCAUCGAGUAAUUGUCUGCAGUACUGAGGGUGUCGUGCACGAAGUUAUUGGUGGGGAAGAUGGGUUUUCUGCUGGCUUUCAAGAUGGCACAUUUAAGGAAGCAAAAUUCCAUGCACCUCAAGGGGUGGCUAUGCUAGGAGAGGUCAUCUAUGUAGCUGAUACAGAAAACCAUGCUAUUAGAGAGAUCAAUUUAGACUCAAAAAAAGUCACCACUAUAGCAGGAACUGGAAGGCAAGGAACUGACAAGGAGGGCGGACGCCAAGGGAGAGAGCAGACUAUCAGCUCUCCCUGGGGUGUGGCAUUAGGACCAGCACCAGGCUCAAAGACUGAUGACAAUCCAGCAAAUGUGCUGUAUAUUGCCAUGGCAGGCACUCAUCAGAUUUGGUCACUCUACUUAGAUGAUGGCCCUUGGCUGAAAGGAGGUUCACAUAAAGCUGGCACAUUAGUUCGUUUUGCGGGGAGUGGAAAUGAAGAGAACCGCAAUAACAGUUACCCCCACAAAGCAGCCUUUGCACAGCCAUCCGGACUGGCUGUGGCCAUUUCUAGCACCCUACGCUGCUUAUUUGUUGCUGACAGUGAGAGCAGUAGCGUCAGGUGUGUGGACAUUGAGACAGGCGCCACCAAGGCUGUGGUUGGCGCGGACAGGGAUCCCAUGAACCUGUUUGCUUUUGGUGAUGUUGAUGGUAAAGGGGUGGACGCUAAGUUCCAGCACCCCUUGGGCGUGGCAUGGAAUCCACAGGAAGACCAUCUCCUAGUGGCUGAUUCGUACAACCACAAAAUCAAAACUGUAGAACCUAAGCAGAAGACUUGCUCAACCUUCCUAGGGCAUGGAAAGCCUGACCCAGACGUCCUGGAUGAACCGGGUGGCCUGUGUAUAUCCCAGGACUCGAAGCGCAUGUACAUUGCUGACACAAACAAUCAUGUAAUCCGUGUUGUGGACCUGCAAACUAAAACUACAGCAGUGCUGAAUCUCAUUGAUCACGUGAGUAGCGGCAGGUCUCAGACAGACAGUGGCGGUCGGCCCCAGGCCGCCAUUAGACGGCUCACUUCUAUACGAACCCCUGUCACGCAACAUCCUCCCGUUCAUGUCACGCAUUCCCAGGAUUUGGAGCUUAGGAUUGAGAUUGCGUUACCACCCGGAUGUCACUUCACAGAAGGGGCGACCAGCCGAUGGCAAGCUUACUGUGUCGAUCAGACAGCUUCGAGAUUGGAAGAUUCCUUAUCAGGUCUUACCCCACGGAACGGCGUCUUCACCGAGGAGUCGCUCACUGCUUCUACUUCUUUUUGCUACCGUCCCGAUCUAGAUUCUGCUACAUCAGUACAGGUCGAAGCUGUGGUGUAUUUCUGUGAAGAAGGUGGAACUUGCCGAAUGGAGGGCUUCAUCUAUGACGUCCCAUUGAUCGUCAGUAGCUCAAUUCCACCAUCAACUGCCGUCAAUAUCAAGCACAGUUGCCACCUAUAGGACAACUUAGAGAGGAUAUGAUCCGGACACAUGCAAGCUAUGUAAAUAUUCGGACAGCGAGUGAACCGGACACUUGUCAGCCGUAGGACAAGUUAGACAGGGUGAGAUCCGGACACAUGCAAGCUAUGUUAUAAUUCGGACAGCGAGUAAACCGAACACAUGUCAGCUAUAUGACACAUGCAAACUAUCUGACAAUUCGGACAGCGAGAGAACCGGACACUUGUCAGCUAUAGGACAGGACGGACAGGACCUGGUCCGGAUAUAGCAAGCUAACGGAUAAAUCGGACAGCGGGAAAUCCGGACACAUGCUAGCUAAAGGAGACAAAGCUCAAAAUUCUCCCCUAAAAAAAGCAAUGGAAAAAAAAUAUAAAUGUGAUUUAAUUAUUAAAUUAAACUUCGGCCCGUAGACUAAA